Arachis ipaensis is the source of this 2236-nucleotide messenger RNA. NCBI's taxonomy places the organism in Eukaryota, Viridiplantae, Streptophyta, Magnoliopsida, Fabales, Fabaceae. The record is from RefSeq and is a predicted model, not a curated record.
UUAUGCCCCUGUACCUAUCAAACAACCAAAAAUAAAUCAGAACAAAUAAACACAAAACAUAGCCACAACCACCACCACCACACAAAAACACACACAGCAAACCUUCUCUCACCUCUGCCAGUGGCAUCACCACCUCCACCGUCGCCGCCACCACCAUGCCUUACAAUCACUACCACCGUCGCCCGUGGAACUCCUCACCGCCCUUCAUGAGCCCUCCACUUCUAAUCAUUCUUGUGCCUAUAAUCGCCAUAGCGCUGCUCUUCCUAGUCGUGCCGCCACUCCUCUCCGCCACCACCAACGUUCUCCGGCCAUCUUCCGUCGUCAAAAAGAGCUGGGACUCACUCAACAUCCUCCUCGUUGUGUUUGCUAUCCUCUGCGGCGUUUUCGCCAGGCGAAAUGACGACGAAUCGCCACCUCCAUACGACCCCGUCGUUUCGGAUCAAAACGCUGCGUUUCGUAAAAUGCCUUCUUCGGGAGAAAGAGAAAGAGAGGGAGAGGGAGAGGGAGAGGGAGAGAGAGAAGGAAGUGGUUAUGUUUCGCAGCAGUGGUUUGGGUUUGCAGGGGAGAGGAAGGGUUAUGAGACCCCUCCGAUCCAGGUUCAGUCACCGGCAACCGGCGUUACCCGGUUGAGAAGGAACAGCAGCUCAUAUCCAGAUCUAAGGAGCUGGGAAACCAGCGAUGACCGGUUCAGGUUUCGAUUCUAUGACGACUUUGAAAUCGACAAGCAGUUUCGCUCCCCCGCCAGGCAUCAGUUUGCCACCGUGGACCGACGCACGCGGUGGCCGGGACCAGACGAUGGAGAAGUUCACGAACUUCAUAUUAAAGAAAUUCCAGUUGAUACCUUCCAGACUAGCUCAUCUCCUCCAUCUCCGGAACCGCCCCCGAGAUCAUCGGCGCCCCCGACGCCUCCUCCUCCCCCGCCGCCGCCACCACCUCCUCCUCCGCCGGCGGAUACUCGUCGGAAGCCAAGACGAACACGAACAUAUGAGAAAGAAAACAGUGUUACUGAGAUAACCGAGCUCGACAAUGAUCGCAAGUUCACGAGUGUACGGUCUCCGCCGCUAUCUCCUUCGACGCCGCCCCCUCCUCCACCUCCGGCUCCGGUGAAGACGCGAUCGGAUCACAAGCGCGGUAAGAGCGAACAAAGGAAGAGCACCGUGAAGAGAGACAUAGCAACGGUUUGGGCUUCGGUACUCUCCAACCAGAGAAAGAGGAAGACAAAGCAGAAAACCAAGAACGAACACAAUCAAAAUUUCAAUCACAAUUACGAUAACGUUAUUGACGAGUUAACAAAUAGUUAUAUGAGACCACCACUGUCGCCUGCACCUGCGCCUCAAAAUCCAUUCAGUAUCUGCGCCACCGCCGCCACCACCUCCUCCUCCGUUGACAUCUUCACGGAGAUGGUCAAAAUGGAAGAAACCGAUCCCUCCUCCGCCACCUCCGCCUACACCUAUAACGACGAGGCAGUAUACGCCGGGAACCAGUCGCCGCUGAUUCCGGUUCCGCCCCCGCUUCCUCCGUUCAAAAUGCCGGCAAUGAAGUUCCUGGUCCGUGGCGAUUUUGUUAAAAUACAAUCAGAAACGAUUGAAACAACUGAUUCCGUUAUUAACCCCGUUACAGAUCGUAACGGCGAGGUGAGUGGGUCCGUUUUCUGUCCCAGCCCCGACGUUAACGUAAAGGCUUCAACGUUCAUUGCUAGGCUAAGAGGAGAAUGGAAGCUUGAGAAGCUCAAUUCCUUGAAGGAGAAAGGCAAUGGCUCAUUGCCUUUUAGAGGUUAAAACUUGUAAAAAGAUAAAUAAAUGAAAUUAAAUUAGGCUCUAGUUAUGGUAUUUUUAGUUCAGUUAUUAGAGCCUGAUAAAAAAGAAGAAUGUUUGGCUGUUUGCACUGUUUCUAGCUUGCUACUUUCAUAUGGGAGAGACUGCUAUGGUUGAUUGAGAUAACAUUUCGUUAUUAUGGUACUGAAAAUGCAUUAGUGUUUGCAUAACAGAUUUGUAUAGGAAGAAGAUCAGAUGAACUGGGCUCUGAUUGUAUUUUUUUUAACGUCCUAUUGGAGCCACUGGUAGAAGUUUGUACGUUUCUAUGAUAUGCUAUUGUGCACCCAACCGCUGAUUGUAAUAUUUUUUUCUUUCAAAUACCUUUUUUGGUCUAUUUUUGUCAUUGUCUCCCAUUGUUUUGGUCUUGGGAGUAAAAGUAUUGUAUUUUUGCUGAAUAUAAUAAAGUAUGGUUUUCUAGUGAA